This is a messenger RNA of Myotis lucifugus (little brown bat), 3580 nucleotides long. RefSeq names its product rab3 GTPase-activating protein catalytic subunit. Gene Ontology annotation, molecular function: GTPase activator activity. The transcript has 25 exons. The coding region runs from base 37 to 3084 and encodes 1015 amino acids. Gene Ontology annotation, biological process: positive regulation of GTPase activity. NCBI's taxonomy places the organism in Eukaryota, Metazoa, Chordata, Mammalia, Chiroptera, Vespertilionidae. The record is from RefSeq and is a predicted model, not a curated record.
CCAGCAGCCCCAGCGCCGGCGCCGGCGGUCCUCAAGAUGGCGGCCGACAGUGAGCCCGAGUCCGAGGUGUUUGAGCUCACGGACUUCACCACUGCCUCCGAGUGGGAAAGGUUUAUUUCCAGAGUUGAAGAAAUCUUGAAUGACUGGAAACUGAUUGGAAACUCUCUGGGAAAGCCACUUGAAAAGGGUAUAUUUACUUCUGGCACAUGGGAAGAGAAAUCAGAUGAAAUUUUCUUUGCUGACUUCAAAUUCUCAGUUACUCAUCAUUAUCUUGUACAAGAAUCUACUGAUAAAGAAGGAAAGGAUGAAGUUUUAGAAGAUGUUCUUCCACAAUCUAUGCAAGAUUUGCUGUGUAUGAAUAAUGACUUUCCUCCAAGAGCACAUUGCCUGGUAAGAUGGUAUGGACUGCGAGAGUUCGUGGUGCUCGCCCCUGCAGCAAAUAGCGAUGCUGUUCUCAGUGAAUCUAAGUGCAAUCUUCUUCUGAGUUCUGUGUCUAUUGCUUUGGGAAACACUGGCUGCCAGGUGCCCCUCUUUGCACAAAUUCAUCACAAAUGGCGAAGAAUGUAUGUGGGAGAAUGUCAGGGUCCUGGUGUCCGAACUGAUUUUGAAAUGGUUCAUCUUCGAAAAGUGCCAAAUCAGUACACUCAUUUAUCGGGUCUGCUGGAUAUCUUCAAAUCAAAGAUUGGAUGCCCUUUAACACCAUUGCCUGCAGUUAGUAUUGCUAUUCGAUUGACCUAUGUACUUCAGGAUUGGCAGCAGUAUUUUUGGCCUCAGCAACCUCCAGAUAUAGAUGCCCUUGUAGGAGGGGAAGUUGGAGGUUUGGAGUUUGGCAAGCUACCUUUUGGUGCCUGUGAAGAUCCUAUAAGUGAACUCCACUUAGCAACUACAUGGCCUCACCUGACUGAAGGUAUCAUUGUGGAUAAUGAUGUUUAUUCUGAUUUGGAUCCUCUUCAGGCUCCCCAUUGGUCUGUUAGAGUUCGAAAAGCUGAUAAUCCUCAGUGUUUGCUAGGUGAUUUUGUCACUGAAUUUUUUAAAGUUUGCCGUCGGAAGGAAUCAACUGAUGAGAUUCUUGGACGAUCCACAUUUGAGGAAGAAGGGAGAGAAAUUGCUGAUAUAACUCAUGCUUUGUCAAAGUUGACAGAGCCAGCACCGGUUCCAAUUCAUAAAUUAUCAGUUUCAAAUAUGGUACAUACUGCAAAGAAGAAAAUAAAAAAACACAGAGGUGUAGAAGAGUCACCACUGAAUAAUGAUGUCCUCAACACUAUUCUCUUGUUCUUAUUCCCUGAUGCUGCUUCUGAGAAACCAUUAGAUGGAACUUCUUCAAUGGACAACAAUCCUUUGUCAGAGAGUGAAGAAUAUAAUCUCUACAAUCAGUUCAAAUCUGCACCAUCUGACAGUUUAACAUACAAAUUGGCUUUGUGUCUUUGUAUGAUCAAUUUCUACCACGGAGGAUUGAAAGGAGUGGCACACCUCUGGCAGGAAUUUGUCCUUGAAAUGCGUUUCAGAUGGGAAAACGACUUUCUGAUUCCAGGGAUUGUACAGCAAACUAAAUGGAAGGAAAUACAGCCAAAUGUCAACAGUCGUUUCCCCAGAUUAGCAAGUGGCGCCCCAGAUCUAAGAUGCUGUUUAUUACAUCAGAAACUACAGAUGUUAAAUUGUUGUAUUGAAAGAAAGAAGGCACGUGAUGAGAAGAGAAAGACAAGUAUUUCAGAUAAUGUGACUAAUACAUAUCCAGGGGAUGCUGGAAGACCUGGAGACCAGCUGGGGCCAGACAAUCUAAAAGAUAUGGACAAGGAAAAGGGAGAGGUGGGAAAAUCUUGGGAUUCUUGGAGUGAUAGCGAAGAAGAAUUUUUUGAAUGCCUAAGUGAUACUGAAGAAUUUAAGGGAAAUGGACAAGAGAGUGGCAAAAAAGGAGGACUUAAGGAGAUGGCAAAUUUAAAGCCAGAAGGACGACUCAAUCAGCAUGGGAAACUUACACUGCUGCAUAAUGGAGAGCCUCUCUACAUUCCAGUAACCCAGGAGCCAGCACCUAUGACAGAAGACCUGCUAGAGGAGCAGUCAGAGGUUCUAGCUAAAUUGGGCACCUCCGCGGAAGGGGCUCACCUCCGGGCACGCAUGCAGAGCGCCUGUCUGCUGUCAGAUAUGGAGUCUUUUAAGGCAGCUAAUCCAGGUUGCUGUCUGGAAGACUUUGUGAGGUGGUACUCACCCCGGGAUUACAUUGAAGAGGAAGUGAUUGAUGAAAAGGGAAACACGGUUCUGAAAGGAGAACUGAGUGCCCGAAUGAAGAUUCCAAGCAACAUGUGGGUGGAAGCCUGGGAAACAGCUAAGCCAGUUCCUGCCAGAAGGCAAAGGAGACUCUUUGAUGAUACACGGGAAGCAGAAAAGGCAGCUGCAUUGAUCAUUGAUCUGAGUCUGUGCCUCCUCCAGGUGCUGCACUAUCUGGCAAUGCAGAAACCUGCAGACCUCGCUCGGCACCUGCUACCUUGUGUAAUUCAUGCAGCCGUCCUCAAGGUAAAGGAAGAAGAAAGUCUGGAAAACAAUUCUUCCGUUAAGAAGAUUAUCAAGCAGAUAAUAUCCCAUUCCAGCAAAGUCCUGCACUUUCCCAAUCCGGAAGACAAGAAACUAGAAGAAAUCAUCCAUCAAAUUACUAAUGUGGAAGCCCUAAUUGCUAGAGCCCGCUCACUGAAAGCCAAGUUUGGAACUGAGAAAUGUGAACAAGAGGAGGAAAAGGAAGAUCUCGAAAGGUUUGUGAGCUGCCUUUUAGUGCAGCCCGAAGUGCUGGUGGUGGGCGCGGGAAGAGGACACGCCGGCAGGAUCAUUCACAAGCUGUUUGUGAACGCACAGAGGGCUGCAGCCAUGGCUCCACCUGAGGAGGAACUGAAGAGAAUGGGCUCUGCAGAGGAGAGAAGGCAGAACUCGGUGUCAGACUUCCCACCCCCUGCUGGCCGGGAACUCAUUCUGCGCACCACCGUGCCCCGCCCCGCCCCCUACUCCCGAGCUCUGCCUCAGCGCAUGUACAGUGUUCUCACCAAAGAGGAUUUCCGACUGGCAGGUGCUUUUUCAUCAGAUACCUCCUUCUUCUAGUUCUUCCUGGGCCACCCCAUUGUGACUUCAAAGGCAGUGCUGACCCCUUCUGUGGGAAGGAGGUUGUGCUGGUCGGAACCUGGGAGGCAUGAAGAGGGCCUGUCCAGUUGAAUGAUCAAGCGUCGUACUGGCAUCUGAAAGACUUUCUGGUGCCAAGCUUGGGAAGGGUAGUAGCUUGUGGGGUCCGAGGUCGUGGGCUUGAACUAUUGAAAGAUUUCUUCCCCAAAGAGAUAGCCCUUGGGGUGGGGUUGGGGACCAAAAAUGCAGGAGCUCUCUGUACUCACUCUGUUGUGUUCAAGAUUGUGUUCAUUUAUUCUUUCUGUGACUGUCCCUUAGGCUGUUGCCUUGCAUUUAUAGUCUGUGCAAACACUUCUUAUUUUUAUUAGUAUCAAGUAUGCAAAGUAGAGAAUCUGUUAACUCAGAUUUCUGGGUGUUUGGGAGGUAGAAUCUAUUCCCAGAAUCUGUGUUUUUAAUAUAUUAAAUGGAAUUCUGUUUA